CGCGCCUCCAUGACCAUGACCUCGGUUUCUCCGUCUCACUAGUCGACCCUGCUCAUCUCGCCAUCUUCCUGUGCUCGUUCCUAGGGGCGCUAAGUAUUGCACGAGAGUGUGGACUUCAAAGUUGUCCGGAGCCCCAAGGUUGUCGAGUUCGAAGUGUUCCCGGUUUAAUCAUGUAUAUCAAGACCCUCACGAUCCAGGGCUUCAAGUCAUACCGUGAUCAGACUCAAAUCGAACCUUUCUCCCCGAGGCACAACGUAGUGGUUGGGAGGAAUGGCUCCGGAAAGAGCAACUUCUUCGCAGCCAUCCGCUUUGUACUGUCCGAUGCUUACACUUCCAUGUCGCGCGAAGAGCGACAGUCUCUCUUGCACGAGGGAGUGUCUGUUACCACUACUUUGUCCGCAUAUGUGGAGAUUGUCUUUGAUAACUCGGACAACCGCUUCCCUACGGGCCGUGAUGAGGUCAUUCUCCGCCGUACCAUCGGCUUGAAGAAGGACGAAUACAGUCUGGACAAGAAAAGUGCAAGCAAAGCGGAUGUUAUGAAUCUUCUUGAAAGCGCAGGUUUCAGCAAGAGCAAUCCAUACUACAUCGUGCCACAGGGCAGGAUCACAGCCCUCACAAAUGCCAAAGAUCAUGAGCGCUUGGCAUUGCUGAAAGAGGUGGCAGGUACUAAAGUGUACGAGCAACGGCGCGCCGAAUCACUGCGUAUCAUGUCAGAAACAGAUGCGAAGCGCACCAAGAUCAAUGAACUGCUCGACUACAUUGACUCAAGACUCGCGGAGCUCGAAGAAGAGAAAGAAGAGCUCAAGGAAUUCCAGAAGAAAGACAAGGAACGACGGUGUCUGGAAUACGCUUUGUACCAGCGCGAAUUGGAGGAGGUGACCGAAGCUCUAGAAGAGAUCGAGGAAGAACGCAGAGGAGAGGUGCACAGCGCCAAUGUACGGCGUGAGGAGUACAACGACCGAGAGAAAAAGGCUCAGGAUCUCGAACAAUCAAUAUCUCGUACUAAAAAUAGCCUGACCACUCUCUCAUUGACACGGCAAGGUACCCAAUCUGAGUUGACGGAUCUUGUCCGCGCCAGAACAGAACUUGAAUGUACGCUUGCGGACCUCCGCCUUGCCGCUGAACGCGCAGGAGGAAAACGGGGAGAGUUCGAAGAGGAGCUUGUCAGUAUCGAGGCUCAGAUCCAAAAAAAGGAUGCGGCGCUGGCAAAGCUACUACCCGAUUGGGAGACCUACCGAGCGCAAGAAAACGAGGAAAAGCAUCGUUUGGACGAGGUCAAUGCGCAACUCGAGGCCUUGUAUUCGAAGCGUGGGCGUCUCAACCGAUAUAGAACGAAAGCGGAGCGCGACCAGUUUCUCAGACGAGAGGUCGCGUCAAUCGAUUCCUAUCGUACAUCGCAGGCCUCGGCGAUGGAGGAUGCUCAAGCGCAAAUUCAGAGCGCUAAGGAGUCCUUGGAAGAAGUUGAGACCAGAAUGGAGAACGCUCGCGAGAGGAUUGAAGCAGAACGUCAGCGCGCGAAGGAAGUAGCCGAGCAGGCUGCCCUUUUGAAGGACAAUGAAGCCGACCUGAUCGAGAAGCGAAAGAGUCUAUGGAGGGAGGAUACGAAGCUGGACAGUUUGGUAGCUCAUGCUGCUGAUGAGCUGAGGUCGGCUGAACGAGCGUUGGCCAGCAUGAUGGAUAAGGACACCGGCAGUGGACUGCGUGCCAUUGACAAGAUCGCCGAGCGAUACAACAUAGACGGUGUCUACGGACCGCUGUAUAGGCUUUUCGAGGUUACAGAUGAGAAGUUCAACACCGCUGUGGAAUUGACAGCCGGAAACAGUUUGUUCCAUGUGGUUGUCGACACGGAUCAAACAGCCUCAAAGGUCCUAGAUAUCAUGAUGAAAGAAAAGACGGGUAGAGUAACAUUCAUGCCACUGAAUCGUCUCAAGCCCAAGGUGCCUCCCAAACCUAAUGCUCAGGAUGCCAUCCCGCUGCUAGAGAAGCUCCGCUUCGACAACGCUCAUGUCAAGGCGUUCGAGCAAGUCUUCGGCAAGACAUGCGUCUGCAGAGACCUCACCAUCGCGACUGCCUAUGUGAAGAGCCACGGGAUCAAUACGAUUACGCUUGAUGGCGAUAAAGUGGAUCGCAAGGGCGCUCUCACAGGAGGAUACCAUGAUGUGCGACGGUCGCGCAUUGAAGCUAUCAAGAACGUCACGAACUGGAAGGCCAAGCACUCCACGGAUGACCAGAGAUUGCAGGAAGUCAAAAAGGCCAUCCUGACGACGGAGCAAGAAAUCACCAGAGUAGCUGGCAAACUGCAGAUUCUAGCGAACCAGCAGAGCCAGUCACGGAAUACGCGUGAAACGCUCACCGAGGAGAUAUCCGCACUCGGCCGAGAGAAGGAAAGACUGACAGAACGCAUUGCAAAGCUGGAGAACGACAUCGGGGACUUGGAGUCGGAGUUAAGCAGUCUUGACGCGAGGUUCCAGAGCUUGCAAGUUGAGCUCGCUAGUCCCAUGGCACGUGGCCUGACUGCGCAGGAAGAGGCGCAGAUCGAGGAACUAGGCAAGGAGAUUGAGCAGCGGCGUAGAAAGCUAGUGGAUCUGGGCAAGAAGAAGAACGAGGUUGGCAGUCGCAAAAAUAUGCUUGAGAUCGAACUCAACGAGAGUUUGCGACGGCGUAGAGAAGAGCUGCACGAAAAGAUUGACUCUUUGGGCACCGCGGAGGUUGGAGAUGCUUCCUCCGAGGAGACAUUGGAGGCACGCAGCCGCGAUCUUCGGUCACUGAAUGCGAACAUCAGCAGCUUGACAAAGAAGUUGCAAGACAUGGAGAAAGAGGCCGAGAAGCUCAAUGCGCAGCUGCAGGAACAGCGUACAUCUCUGGAGAACCUGCAGAACCAACAGACUGAAGACGGCCGUGGAAUCUCCAAACAACAGAAGAACACGGAACGGUACUUGGCCAAGAAGCAGAUGCUCCUCAACCGCAAGGACGAGUGUAAUCGCAACAUCCGUGAUCUAGGUGUCCUCCCUGAGGAGGCGUUCGAGAAGUACACGAACGAGAAGCUCGACAGGUUGAUGAAGAAGCUGCAUACGGUGAACGAAGGUCUCAAGAAGUUCGCACAUGUCAAUAAGAAGGCGUUCGAGCAGUACAACAAUUUCACGAAGCAGCGCGACCAGCUGCUUGCGCGACGCGAGGAGCUCGACAAGUCGGCCGAGUCGAUCGAGGAACUCGUGCAGGUGCUCGAUCAGCGCAAGGAUGAGGCGAUUGAGCGCACGUUCAAGCAGGUGGCACGCAAUUUUGAGGAGGUGUUCGAGAAGCUCGUGCCCGCGGGAAAGGGCCGGCUCAUCAUCCAGCGGAGGAUCGAUCAGAAUGAGGAAGACGCGGAGGAUGCCGAAGAUACCCAACAGAGCUCAAUCGACAACUAUACCGGGGUGUCAAUCAGAGUGUCGUUUAAUUCGAAGGUCGACGAGGGACUGCGUAUCCAGCAGCUGUCUGGUGGGCAAAAAUCGCUCGUUGCCCUCGCAACAGUCUUCGCGAUCCAGAAGUGUGAUCCGGCACCAUUCUAUUUGUUUGAUGAGAUUGACGCGAACCUGGAUGCGCAGUACCGGACGGCCGUCGCAUCAAUGAUCCACGAGCUCGCUGCGACAGCGCAGUUCAUCACGACGACGUUCCGCCCCGAAAUGCUCGUCACGGCGGACAAAUUUUAUGGCGUGCUGUUCGACAACCAGAAGGUGAGCUCCAUCCGGAGCAUCAGGCGCGAGGAGGCAAUGGAGUUUGUAGACCAGGAGGCGCAAGCUCAGUGAGGCAAGGAAUGCCGGGACGUGUACGUUUUUCAUCACGCUAUGUAUUAAUUGUUGCCUCUUUCUGGCCUGCUGUGUUCUUGAUCUGUAUGAGUAGAAUCGAUCGGGGUAUCCUUAUUGUCAUCCCUUCUAUACGAU
Molecule: messenger RNA, 3920 nt
Organism: Laetiporus sulphureus 93-53
Lineage: Eukaryota; Fungi; Basidiomycota; Agaricomycetes; Polyporales; Laetiporaceae
Product: structural maintenance of chromosome protein 3
Exons: 17
Coding region: 171-3785 (1204 amino acids)
Biological process (GO): mitotic sister chromatid cohesion
Cellular component (GO): chromosome
Molecular function (GO): cohesin loader activity; protein binding; double-stranded DNA binding
Source: RefSeq, a predicted model, not a curated record